Molecule: messenger RNA, 1692 nt
Organism: Megalopta genalis
Lineage: Eukaryota; Metazoa; Arthropoda; Insecta; Hymenoptera; Halictidae
Gene: nac
Product: GDP-fucose transporter nac
Source: RefSeq, a predicted model, not a curated record
CAUACAUAUAUACAUAUGUAAAACAAUGUUUAAAUAUAAUUAUGUAUUAUAAAAUAUAGGUAUCCCAAAAGUUAUGUUCACCUCAUUGUAUACGUAUACAUAUGUAUGUAUGUAUGUAAUAAUAACUGUAAAGCAAUGACUAUGACCGGAAUUGAAAUUAUUGUUGCUACGUGACUUCAGUACCUUCGUGACAUAACCUAAAAAACAAUUACAAGAACCAAUGAAUAAUUCGAGAAUAAAUAUUAGCUUCAUUAGCUGAAAUGUCAAACAAAAUGUAUUAUGAAUAAAAUGUUUUAGGAUUUAUUAUUAUCAUUAUAGGUAACAAUUAAAAAUUAUUAUCAUUGUUAUAAUGAUAAAAUAAGAGAAUAUUAAUAAUGAGAAAAUUAAAUAGUGAAUUAUUAUCAAAAUUCACAUACAUUGCAAUAGUUGUUGCAGCGUAUUGGGUAAUCUCUAUACUAACAGUUUUUAUAAAUAAAGGGAAAUCCAUAUUGCAAAGACUCUUUUAAGAAGGUAUUACCUUUAUCCCUUCUAUUCACUGGGAUGAUUGCAACUAACAAUUUAUGUUUGAAAUAUGUUGGUGUUGCAUUUUAUUAUAUAGGACGUUCAUUAACAACUGUAUUUAAUGUCAUUUUCACCUACUUUAUACUUGGUGAAAAAACUCCUAGAAAUUGCAUAGUAUGUUGUGGAUUUAUUGUUCUUGGUUUCUGGCUGGGUGUAGACCAAGAGAAUAUUGCAGGUUCUUUAUCUAUUUUAGGAACAAUCUUUGGUGUGCUUGGAUCAUUAACACUUUCUUUAUACUCUAUUCAUAUGAAACAAGUGCUUCCUAAAUUAAACCAAGAAAUUUGGUUACUUUCUUAUUAUAAUAACGCGUACAGCAUUAUUAUAUUCCUUCCAUUAAUGGUAGCUAAUGGAGAACACAUUGCAGUGUAUAAUUAUGAUAAACUUGGAUCUCUAACUUUUUGGUCUGCUAUGAUUGUUGGUGGCAUUUGUGGUUUUGCUAAUGGUUAUGUUUCUGCACUUCAAAUAAAAGUGACAUCUCCUUUAACACACAACAUUAGCGGAACUGCUAAAGCUUGUACACAAACAGUAUUGGCAACUUAUUGGUUCAAUGAAGCAAAGUCAUUCAUGUGGUGGAUAAGUAAUAUGAUUUUGCUUGGUGCUAGUGCAAUGUAUGCUAGAUUAAGACAACUUGAUUUAAGUAAAGAGUAUAAAGAGCAAAAAGGGCAGUUAUUAGUUAAUAAGAUAUGAUUGAAGUAAUGUCAAAAUAAGUUGGAUAAUUCAUUACAUAUGCCAAAUCAAAAGUACGUAUUUUGCGUAUAUAUGUACAUAUCUAUAAUAACCUUGAUAGCAUUUAUAAUAUUUUACUUUUUAUUGUUUAAAAAUUAAUGUGAAAAUAAGUCUUAAUUCAGAAUAAAAUGUUUUUAUAAAAUAAAAUGUUAAAAAAAUAUACAUUUUUAAUAUCUUGAUGAAAGACCACCUCCCCUACUAUCCGAAUGACUGGACAUUGAAUCUUUUCGCUUUAUGAUCGCAUUCACACUUUUCAACAUUAAAUCUGUAUCCACAUGGAGUGCUGGUACCAUUAAGUUCAAUCGAUUUCGUAGUAGAGUAUUCACAGUAUGUUUCUGGUCACUUUCUACAGCAAGUCCAUCCGAUAAGAAAUAAUACCUUAAAAUAAUAAAAAGUUGAAUUCAA